CGUGAGUGCUUAGCCCAGCUCUACUAAGUAAUAGUCAUUGAAAAUAAAGUCGCAAAAUUAAAACAGUUGGAUAGUCAAUAAGGGAGACGGAGAAGAUGUACCAGGAAUACCUUAACCAAUUGCAAGCCUCCAUCGCGCCGAUGGGCUCCGAGGAGCUCAAGGAGCUGCUGAAUAACGAUGACAAGCUAGACGAGAAAGUCGACGAAGUUCUUCAGGUGCUGCGAACUCAAAAGACCAGCGUUUUCGAGGACAACCGGAGUCGAGCGGAGCGCAACAUUGAGCGGGAGCCUCAAAUCAUCGAGCUGCGUGGUCGUCUGGCGGAGCUCUUGGAGGAGGGACGCACCCGGUGCUCGUCUGUCCAGGAGAAGCUUGCCGAGCUCAAGGACAAGUCCGGUGGUGUGGGCCCCGAAACGGCACUGGCUCUCCUGCAGACUGCCGCCUCCGAAAGCGAGGAGCAGACCGAGGAGAUGGUCAAGAAGUUCAACGACAGCGAUCUCGGGGUGGAGUCCUUUCUGGAGGAGUUCCUCGCCAGUCGGCGGACAAUGCAUCUACGUCGCCUCAAGGCCGAGAAGAUGCAGGACCUCAUGAGGAAACAACGCCAGGGCCCGCCAAACGCCUCUCAUCCAGCCUACGGAAACGUACCCUCCGGCGGAUUUUAUCCCUCGGCCGGCGGGUCAGCUCCUUACCCCAUUAUGGGUUCCCUAAUGCCCAUGCCACCGCCGUCAAGACCCUACUGAGAUCUCGGUCCUUGUUCGAGAGCACGAACUGCCAUGGCGCAUCAAGCUGCAGCAGAAUCCUCACUUUAAGUACAUAUUGCUUCAGUUUCUUCUUCUGAUUACCGUGGGUUAAUUGCAAAUCAGAGGGAACGUUCUGCCUGUUUUAAAACUAACAUUUGAGGUGCUCUACAUCUCUGCCUGCACUAAACUAUGAUAUAUGUAUAUGUAUAAAUUAAGCGAAAAUUAACAUUAAUAUUAGACAGUGAACAUUUCUUGUUAAAAAUAAACUUUUGAAUAAAAAUGAAA
This is a messenger RNA of Drosophila subpulchrella, 1022 nucleotides long. RefSeq names its product vacuolar protein sorting-associated protein 37C (gene Vps37B). Bases 96 to 737 code for a protein of 213 amino acids. Gene Ontology annotation, biological process: protein targeting to vacuole; protein targeting to membrane; ubiquitin-dependent protein catabolic process via the multivesicular body sorting pathway. The transcript has 2 exons. The record is from RefSeq and is a predicted model, not a curated record. Gene Ontology annotation, cellular component: ESCRT I complex. NCBI's taxonomy places the organism in Eukaryota, Metazoa, Arthropoda, Insecta, Diptera, Drosophilidae.